AUGCUGUACUACUACUUGACCAGGACAUUUAGCUACUGGAAAAGAAGGAACGUUCCCGGGCCGAGACCACUCCCGCUGUUUGGCAACCUGAUGGACUCUGCUCUCAGGAAGAAGAAUAUCGGGAUGGUUUUCAAGGAGAUCUACGACCAGUUCCCCGAUGAGAAAGUUGUGGGUAUAUACAGAAUGACGACACCUAGCCUACUGCUUCGGGACUUGGAAUUGAUCAAACACGUCCUCAUUAAAGACUUUGAUUGCUUCUCCGACCGAGGUCUGUCGUUAAGCGAAAAAGGACUGAGCAACAACCUGUUCUUCUCCACCUCCGACAAGUGGCGAGUGUUGAGGAACCGAUUUACGCCUAUAUUCACGUCGGGUAAGCUAAAGAAUAUGAUAUAUUUACUCGAGCAGCGGGGUGAUAAAUUUGUUGACUACCUCGAAGACCAAUGCAUGAAGAAAAGUGAGUUUGAAGUGCACGCGCUACUUCAGAGAUAUACGAUGGCAACUAUUUCGGCUUGCGCCUUUGGUCUGGACCUUGACACAUUGAACGACAAAAUCGACGUUUUGGUGGAAUUGGACAAAAUGAUCACCGACGUUCAUCGACGAGCUGGAUAUGAUGUUUCCUGGCAUAUUAAAGAAGUUGAAUUUGGAAUUAUUUCC
Messenger RNA from Iphiclides podalirius (scarce swallowtail), 654 nucleotides. NCBI's taxonomy places the organism in Eukaryota, Metazoa, Arthropoda, Insecta, Lepidoptera, Papilionidae. The record is from the annotation of a GenBank genome assembly.